Symbiodinium natans is the source of this 1029-nucleotide messenger RNA. NCBI's taxonomy places the organism in Eukaryota, Dinophyceae, Suessiales, Symbiodiniaceae. The record is from the annotation of a GenBank genome assembly.
GCAGCAGCCACCGUUUGCAGGGCGGCUGCUGUGAAGAAGAAGGGUGUGAAGGUGGUCCACGGCAAAGAGAUCCCUUGGAACCUUUUCACGCCCAAAGCGCCCUACAAGGCCAAGGUCGUUCCGAACCAGAAGCAUCCGCAGACGUUGACGGAGGACACCGGCGACGCCAACUGGGAGACGACACAUGUCACCUUCGACCAUGGUGGUAACGUCCCCUACAUCGAGGGCCAGUCCAUCGGUGUGAUUGCUCCAGGACCCGACAAGAAGGGUGAGACCCCGGCCAGGAUCCGCCUCUACUCCAUCGCCUCCUCCGCGGUCGGCGACGACGAGACCUCUAAAACAGUGUCCCUGUGUGUGAAGCGUGUGGUGGAGGUUGAUGGGCAGCAUGCCAACCGCGAGGUCGGAGAGGACAAGCCGGACAAAGCCGGCACCGCCUUCCCGAAGAACAAGGUCUACCGUGGCGUUUGCUCCAACCACAUUUGCGACUUGAGCGUGGGGGACGAUGUGAUGAUCACGGGCCCGACCGGUGCGGAGAUGCUGCUGCCAGAGGAUCCAGAGGCCAAUAUCGUCAUGCUGGCGACAGGAACCGGCAUCGCGCCCAUGCGUGCGUACUGCCGCCUGCUCUUCAACGACAAGGUGGGCGGGGAGGGCGACUCCCGCAAGUUCAAAGGUCUGGCGUGGCUCUUCAUGGGUGUGCCUUACAGCAAGUCGUUGCUGUAUGACGAUGAGCACCAGGAGUACGUUUCCAAGUACCCCGACCAGUUCCGCUACGACUACGCCGUAAGCCGUGAGCAGAAGAACGACGCUGGGCAGAAGAUGUACAUCCAGACCAAGAUGGCCGAGUAUGCUGAGGAGCUUUGGGAGCUGAUGCAGAGCCCGAAGACCCACAUCUACAUGUGCGGCCUCAAAGGCAUGGAGUCCGGCAUGGCGGAGUGCUUCUCCCCGAUCGCGGAGAAGAAUGGCAAGGACUGGGCCGAGUUUGCCAAGGCGAUGAAGAAAGCGGACCGCUACCAUGUGGAGGUUUACUAG